Messenger RNA from Planococcus citri (citrus mealybug), 1729 nucleotides. RefSeq lists its product as uncharacterized. The transcript has 9 exons. The coding region runs from base 185 to 946 and encodes 253 amino acids. NCBI's taxonomy places the organism in Eukaryota, Metazoa, Arthropoda, Insecta, Hemiptera, Pseudococcidae. The record is from RefSeq and is a predicted model, not a curated record.
CGGGACAAAGCUGCUGGUAUUGUUAGGAUUUCUUUGUUAUUGUUGUUGUUUUGAUGUCACCUGUUUCUCGCCAAACUUGUUUUCAACAAUUCAAAUUCAUUUGUGUGAAAACUUCGUAUUAGUAGUAACGUUUGGUAGAUGUUCAAUCAAGUAAGAUUAUUAGUUCUGAGUACCAACUUACAAUAUGGUCAAGUUCAAAAAAGUGAAUCGGUUCAGCAAGAAAUUAUUAGCUAAAAUGAAUCCUUUGAUCGUUCUUCGUCGCAUUGAUCUCUCUUCAAAAGUCAAGUUCAUCAACAUGAAUCCUGUCAUACGUUUAAAUCGUAUUGAUCUCUACCAACAAGCUACUAGAAAGAAUGUCGCGGUAUUAGUACCACGUGUACGUUUCUGCAUUCGUAAUUCAAUUUCGAAUACCCGAGACAUAACUGAACAUGAUUCUCCACAGAAUAACAAACAAAAUGUUCCUAUUUGUUUGCCUGAAAUUGAUUCAUCUUCAAGAUCGUACGGAAGUACUUCGACUGAUGCAGUAACGCCGUCUCAAGGAAUAUCUUACGAAAACGACUGGUUCAGUAAAAAGUAUAAGCCUUACAUGGAAAAACUUCGAAAUUUAACAUACGAUGAAAUAUCAAACUUUGUUAAAAAUAACAAAGAACAGUAUGAAAAGCUUAAAGACACCAAAAAACCUACCAAAGGAAAUUCUGCGAAUACCGAUACGAAGGAUUUAUUUAAAUGUAAUCCGUUCAAUUCUGAACAACAAUUAGCAAUGUAUCUGACUCUCAGAGAAUUGUUCAAUGUUCCUGAAACCCAUUUCAAACAAUGCAAGUCCUUUUUUACUGUUGUUUUGCCGGAAAUUUCGUGUCAAUUGUUCGCUCAAACUUUCAAUAUUAAAGUCGGUUCGGCGCCUAGAUUGAUUAAGAAACUUUAUCCAGAUCCUAUUAGCCCUUUUUGAACUGUCAUAAAUGUGUAGGUAUACGUAGCUAAAACUAGUCAUAAGUAAAUCAAUUGAAUUCCAGGGUUCAAACAAUGUUGAAUUGUUGCAGUGAAAAAUUUAUAAAUACCUAUUUGCGUAUAGGUAUAGGUACAUUUUUAUGUAGAUAUGUAUUAAAAAGGGCUUAGGGUCAAUUUGUUGAAUUUUUUUUCAAAAUGCGUUAUUUUACGAUCUUUGGUUGAAAUAGUUUUUAAUUUAUCUCGACGUGUUUCUGAAAAGUGAAAAAUGAGUCAUCUGUACUGUAGACUCUUUUCAUUUCAGUAGAUGUAGCCUAUUGGAAAUUAGAAUGUAGAUAAUUUUCCAUUUCUUGGCUUUGGUGUCGAUCUCUCAGUUUUCGGUUGAUAUUAAUUUUAGUCAAUGUUCCGAGUUCAAUGUUGGAAUGAUUUAUCAAACUUUAAUGUAGCUAUAUACCUAUUUUUAUUUCUUUUGAAGUAGUUUUAUUUUUAAUUUUUAUAGGAGGGUUUUUAUUCUAAAGUGAUAUAUUUCAUUAUAAGUACGCAUAGGUAGGUACGUCUACGUAUUAUUAUUUUUUUUUCAAUUCGGAGCUGGAUCAGCAAAAGAUACUUCCUAAGUACUUAUUGUUAUUGUAUUCACUAAUCAAUGAUUCAAAUUUUACGGCGAGCUUAUGUCAAGUCGAGAAAAGAUCCAGUGAGUAAUAACUGUUUAUUUUUAAUUUUUUAAGUAAUGUAAACAAAUUUAUUCGAUGAAAGCGUAAAAGAAAGAAAAGUUGGUCUUUUUCAAUCA